AUGUCGCUGUCAACACUCCGCCAACGCUCAAACCGAGGAAUCAUCAAGGAAGAAGGUUUGCAAUCUGGAGAGGAUCGUGGUGACUCAUGCCCGCUUCUCAGCGAAGACGAGAGACCCAGCAGUAAUGUCCAGCGCGUGCGUAUCCGAGACGUGCGACGCAUCGAUAACGGCGUUCUCACUUCAAAGAGAAACCUAGUGCAGCGCAUUCAGAGCCGCAAGAAUCGACUCGUCCAGCGCGUUCUCGUAGCGUGUCGCCUAGCUGGUCCAUCGAGAGACCAGACAUUCAAGCAGAACCAGACUAGCAAUCGCACCGUAAUCGAACAACUCGUAACGAUUCGCAGCAGUCUCUUUGAGCACUCGGAGAGCGUUGUCAACCUAUCGACAGCUAUCUGUUCCUUCGCUGGCAACUCCACUAGUCUUCAAGACGACGCUGAAUUGGCCAACGUGACAGCGGAAGGACUCAAGAUCCAUGAGUACUCGCUCGCAUUUAGUGAUCACGUGGAGAAGUCCGUUCUGCCAAAAAUCGACCUCCGCAUCGCCGAACUGGAGCGAAUCGACUCGUUCAUUGAGAAGCGAACUAAGUUGGUACUCGACGUCGAGUACGCCAAGCGGACGGUGGGUGGAUAGCGUGGGCGGCUAGCUGCAAGAUGCACUCUCACUGAGAAUCUGUGGUGCGCAGUUGGCAGUGGAGCACCAGAAAGGAAAUGUGAAUCGUAUCGCAGAGCGCAAACAAGCGGUACGUCGGUAAACGGUGACUGAAUUUGUGUCUUGGUUUCAGCGUGAUACCUCGUGGUUACAACAGCUUCAGGCUGCCCAACUCCAGUGCGAGCAAGCGACGCGUUUCAUCACCGAGCAGCUUAAAUUCGUGCAACCCAACCACGGUACUGACAUGCUCGAGCUCUUCCAAGAGUACGCGCAGAUGGCGGCUCAGUUUUUUCAACGUGUUGCUGACCAAGUCGAUGCGAACGUUGAGUCGUAGUGACGAAGCAAGAUAACCCCCUGCAAGAGAGGAGAGAUUACGCAGCUCGUCUCGCUGGAGCUGUCGAGCAGUCGAUCAGAGCUUUUAGAUUGACGCAUCGUAGUAGUAGUUUGAGCCCGAGCGCAGCUGAUACGCUUGUUUAAGAGCAUACAUUCGCGGUCCUAUCGUCGUCUUCGACAACUGAAGAGCUAUCUUCACGUUAUCAAACGUUACACUACAUCCAGCUUGAACAACUCGACAAGUACU
Messenger RNA from Phytophthora nicotianae INRA-310, 1225 nucleotides. RefSeq lists its product as hypothetical. Lineage: Eukaryota; Oomycota; Peronosporomycetes; Peronosporales; Peronosporaceae. Bases 1 to 627 code for a protein of 208 amino acids. The record is from RefSeq and is a predicted model, not a curated record. The transcript has 4 exons.